Brachypodium distachyon (stiff brome) is the source of this 1305-nucleotide messenger RNA. Its product is annotated as aquaporin PIP2-5. Gene Ontology annotation, molecular function: water channel activity. Lineage: Eukaryota; Viridiplantae; Streptophyta; Magnoliopsida; Poales; Poaceae. Gene Ontology annotation, biological process: transmembrane transport. The coding region runs from base 154 to 1017 and encodes 287 amino acids. Gene Ontology annotation, cellular component: plasma membrane. The record is from RefSeq and is a predicted model, not a curated record. The transcript has 3 exons.
UACGUAGCCGCCGUGCGCCACCAUAAAUACCUCGUCACCUCACACCACACCACCACACACAGAGCUAAGCAAGUAAGCUCACAUCGCAGCUGCCCAUUACGCGCACACAGUCAUACUACUGUACUGUUAAGUAAGUAAUCAGGCGAGGCGACGAUGGCGAAGGACAUCGAGGCGGCGCCGGGGGAGUACGCGGCCAAGGACUACUCGGACCCGCCGCCGGCUCCGCUCUUCGACGCGGAGGAGCUGACCAAAUGGUCCCUGUACCGUGCCGCGAUCGCCGAGUUCGUGGCGACGCUGCUGUUCCUGUACAUCACGGUGGCCACGGUGAUCGGGUACAAGCACCAGGCGGACGCGUCGGCGUCGGGCGCCGACGCGGCGUGCGGCGGCGUGGGCAUCCUGGGCAUCGCGUGGGCGUUCGGGGGCAUGAUCUUCGUGCUCGUCUACUGCACCGCGGGGGUGUCGGGGGGCCACAUCAACCCGGCAGUCACCUUCGGGCUGUUCCUGGCCAGGAAGGUGUCGCUGGUCAGGGCCGUGCUGUACAUGGUGGCGCAGUGCCUGGGCGCCAUCUGCGGGGUCGGGCUCGUCAAGGGAUUCCAGAGCGCCUACUUCGUGCGCUACGGCGGGGGUGCCAACGGGCUCAGCGCCGGCUACUCCAAGGGCACGGGGCUCGCUGCCGAGAUCAUCGGGACCUUCGUGCUCGUCUACACCGUCUUCUCCGCCACCGACCCCAAGCGCAGCGCCCGUGACUCCCACGUCCCCGUCCUGGCUCCUCUGCCAAUCGGGUUCGCGGUGUUCAUGGUCCACUUGGCCACUAUCCCGAUCACCGGUACCGGCAUCAACCCGGCCAGGAGCUUGGGAGCUGCCGUCAUCUACAACAACGACAAGGCCUGGGAUGACCAAUGGAUCUUCUGGGUCGGACCAUUCAUCGGCGCCGCCAUCGCCGCCGCCUACCACCAGUACGUCCUGAGGGCCAGCGCCACCAAGCUCGGCUCGUCCGCCUCCUUCGGCAGGAACUAGACCGGCCUGUCGCCGCCAUUAUAUUGGAUGAUCGGAGUCACUGAAGUGUAGAUAUAUCAGAGGGGCGCGCGCGCCUCUAGUGUGCUGCUGCUGCUGUUCGGGUCCUGGAUUCUGCUGGUCUCGCACGCGUCUGUAUUUUCCAGAGUUCGCUGCAUCUUCUGCUUUGCUUGUUCUACCGGCUACCCAGUGUGUGUUCUCGUUACUGCUUAUUUCCACGUUUCUAAAGAAUGAUCAAUUUGUGCAUCUGGAUAACUGGCGAAAACAAAAUUAAGUGCGUGCUUGUGAGUA